GCGCGCUGGGGAGAUGAAAAUGGGGAGCGGCGUACCCCGCCGCAAGGACGCGCCGGCGGAGCGGCUGUGAAGGCGCGCCAAAGAUGCCCUAAUGUUUCCCCUUCUUUUCAAACACCAAGUCUACCUGAGAUUGGCCAAUGCACAGACAGUAGCUGUAAAGUCCCAAUAGGAGAAUGAGUGAAAGGAACGUCCAAAGUUUGAGCAAAGGAGUAUUGGUGCUCUCUCUCUGCCUUAUAAUGCUUUGGGGAAGACUGACACUGGCCUCAUCAUAUCACAGAAGCCAUUCAGUGCAUAUAGAACCUGGUACGUGUGAAGUCAUUGCUGCCCACAGAUGCUGUAAUAAGAAUAAGAUUGAAGAGCGCUCCCAAACAGUGAAAUGUUCCUGCUUUCCAGGUCAGGUGGCUGGGACAACACAUGCUGCUCCUUCAUGUGUAGAUGCAUCCAUAGUGCUUCAGAAGUGGUGGUGCCAAAUGCAGCCAUGUCUAGAAGGAGAGGAGUGUAAAGUACUACCAGAUUUGUCUGGAUGGAGUUGCAGUACCGGAAACAAAGUAAAGACAACUAAGGUCACACGAUAGGUCUUGGAAGAACCACUGUUAUCAGAUGUCAUCUUCAUUGAUAUGGCCAGCGUUCCAAAAAUGGCACAAUACGGCUUUUGUUCAGGUGCAAGAUUCUUCUUGUAUGCUCUGCAGAGUUGGAAAUAUGAGGACUUCCUUGGUAUAGGAUAUAAUGCAUUUGAGGUAUAGGAUGGCUACUUUUUAUGGGCACUUUAUUAAUCUUACUCAAGUACAUCUGCCUAGGGAAUGGUGCUGCAGUCUGUUUCCUUUUGCAAGAACAAUACCAAGGAUUAGAGAACAGGGGUGGUAUUCCUGUCUCGGCAGAUAUCUUGGAAAUUUUUCCUUGUUUUUGAAAAUAAAAUAUUGCAUCAGCUACUGAUUAAGUAAGUGCAGCCUCAAAGGUAUUUAACAAUCAAUUGCUACCAAUUCUACAAUUCUGGGUCUUGAAUGAGGUUACAACUCCCUUUUGUUCCAUAUUUUUUAUUCCAUCUCAUGGAUAUACCUAUGAGGAGAGGCGGGGGAGAGAGAGAGAGAAACAUUUCUUCCCUUUCUGUUCAGUCAACUAUUCUUCAUUGCAUAGUCUGUAAAUGGCCCUAAAGGGGAGAAAAAUCUUUCUUUCCUUUUAGCUAUUUUUUUUUUGUCUCGAAGCUUGCUGUGUUGAUUGCUAAAAGAAUUGGAGACUUUAAUGGAUGAUUCAACAUAAAAUUAGGACAUUUACAAAUUAUUUUUCAGUCAAAAUUUUGUUGGUUUCACAGAUAACAGGCUUUGAAAAUUUGGGUCCAAGAAAUCAAACUCUAAUCUUUCAACAACAAAAAAAACAUCAAGCAGUUGUUCUAAUAUUUCUCAAGAUAGCAGACCAGAUUCUUUGCCAAGGUUAUGGGAGGAUCUACAAGAGAGAUAGAAGUUUCAAAAACCUUGAAGAAAGAAAUAUCUUCUAUUUGAUUCCCACAAAAGAUAUUCUCCCUGACCAUUUUUUCACCUAGUUCAGCAUUUACUUUAAUAGGGUUUAUUAUAGUUUUAAGUCUUUAAAGUUAUAAGGAUAAUUUGUUGGGGAAAUUCUAUUAAAAACCUGAGAACAAGGAAAGUAUUGUCUUUCACUUUGCUGUGUUGUGCUUGGUUGAGUUUAAAUUUUAUUUGGAUACUGGAAUUAGUUUAAUUACAACUUAGUAUUAAAUAAAUACUUGUAAAGGACAACUGUAAUGAGUACAAAUCCCUCUCAGGGGCAAAUUAUUGUUUUUAAUAAUAUAUUCUUUAUUAAAAUAAUGCUGAAAUCCCUAGUUAUUUUACUCCUAUUUGUAAUAGGGGAUGAAGGAGCAUCCACUUGACUUUGGUUUAUUAAGACAAAGUUUUAGAUAGAUUUUUUUUGCUAAGGCAAAUCAAAGACAUAGAACAGUGCUGUCUAUGGCAAAAUUAAUGUCAUGUUUUGGUAAUCUGGCUUCCGAAUGGAAAACUAUAUUUAAGGUCCAUAUAACAUUUCAUAGCAAAUGGAAAAUUAGUUAUGAGGGUGUAGACAUGUUCUUUUAACACAACUCAUUAUUAAUUUUUCUUGUUAAGUAUUGAAAUACAAUUCCAUUUUAUGAACAUCUGUAAAAAUGUUCCAUAUCUGUAUCCUAUUAUGGCUACCUUGAUUCCUGACAUUCUGUUGAUAUAAUAUAGGAAUGAGGCUGCAAGUAUAUAAAUUGCAAAGUAAUAUCCAAAGUCAAUAUCUAAUUCCAACUAAUUUUGAUGGAUUGGAGUAUCCAGGAAGAAUGUAGUGGGCAAGCAGAUGCACCUUCCAAACUCCGCCUUGCCCUGACAUGUUUUGGAGUGGCCUGGCCUCCAUGCUGUGACUGUAUGAAUCCCUCAACUUUGUUAUCUCAACGUUUUUGUAACAGACUAUGUUUUACUUGCUUCAAAUGCUGUGU
This is a messenger RNA of Pseudonaja textilis, 2458 nucleotides long. It is a transcript of the gene TAFA3, whose product is annotated as TAFA chemokine like family member 3. The record is from RefSeq and is a predicted model, not a curated record. NCBI's taxonomy places the organism in Eukaryota, Metazoa, Chordata, Lepidosauria, Squamata, Elapidae. Gene Ontology annotation, molecular function: receptor ligand activity.